Messenger RNA from Cynocephalus volans (Philippine flying lemur), 8578 nucleotides. RefSeq names its product ATPase plasma membrane Ca2+ transporting 4 (gene ATP2B4). Gene Ontology annotation, cellular component: plasma membrane; intracellular membrane-bounded organelle. Gene Ontology annotation, biological process: regulation of cytosolic calcium ion concentration; calcium ion transmembrane transport. The record is from RefSeq and is a predicted model, not a curated record. Lineage: Eukaryota; Metazoa; Chordata; Mammalia; Dermoptera; Cynocephalidae. The transcript is spliced from 22 exons. Gene Ontology annotation, molecular function: PDZ domain binding; ATP binding; ATP hydrolysis activity. Bases 906 to 4640 code for a protein of 1244 amino acids.
CCGCACCGCUCGGGGAGAGCUGGUGAGCAAGAGUCUGGCCGGAGUUGGCUGGAGCUGUUGCCAUGACAAGCGUUUUCUUAAGAAAGCUCUGCUGUUGAGACCGUCCAAAGCUGGGGGUUGGGAGGGGGGCACGAACUUCCCGGGGGAACCGUCCCUCCGAAGAGAGCAAGAUCAGAGACACCCGCCCAGCUCCCCUGCACCCAUUUUCUUUCAGGAACCUGAGAGGUCCUUCCCACUGGAAGGGCCGGGGGAGGAGACCCAGCCCACUCCCCGGCCCUAGCUGGUGAGGCUAGAGAGCAAAGCCAGCAUCUCUAGCUUGGUUGCCACACUGGGGAGACCGGUGGCUGGUCACCCCACCCUACCCCCCGUCCAUGGAAACCUGGAGGGAGAGUCCCGCUUGGAGAAGACUGGAUCUUUGCUAGAAAGAGAGAGGCCCAGAGUCAUCGGUAUCCAGGGAGCCCUCCUCUUCCUCCUCCUCCUUCUGCAGCCUCUCUACUACUCCAGUUGCUGGUUGUUGCUAAGGUUGCCUCCAUGGUAACAUGCACAUCCUCUUUACACCUUCAUCUGGGCAAGUCGGUCUAAGCUAGGAACCUACCUACCCUGGACAAGCACUUCCAUCACCACCUGGGGACCCCAAUCAUCGUGACACGAAGUCCGGCUUCCAUUUGGUUCCCCCAUCCUCUUCCUCCUCUCACUACCACGCAUCAUACAGAAGAAAGAAUCUAGGCUUGGGAUUGCUACUCUGAAGCUUAUUGCACAAGAUAUCGUUGAUCUAUUUCCUAAAACUGGGCCCCCAGAGAAACAAGAAGUAGGAAGAAGUGGGAACAGGGAAGCAGGAGACGCUGACCAGUUGAAAGGAAACUCCAAAUCCUCUCUGGUUGAGGGUCUUAGUAACAGCAGGCAAAAUGACGAACCCAUCAGAACAUUCCUUGCCCGCCAACUCGAUGGCUGAGAGCCGUGAAGGGGAUUUUGGCUGCACAGUAAUGGACCUGAGGAAGCUCAUGGAGCUGCGUUCGAGUGAUGCACUGACCGAGAUCAAUGUCCGCUAUGGAGGUGUACAUAAUCUCUGCAGUAGACUGAAAACCUCCCCUGUGGAAGGUCUCUCUGGGAACCCUGCAGAUCUGGAGAAACGUAGGCAAGUGUUUGGACAGAACCUGAUCCCCCCAAAAAAGCCCAAGACCUUCUUAGAAUUAGUGUGGGAAGCCCUUCAAGAUGUCACACUCAUCAUCCUGGAGAUUGCAGCCAUCAUCUCCCUGGUCCUGUCCUUCUAUCGCCCCCCUGGUGAAGGAAGUGAACGGUGUGCUCAAGACGUAAGUAACCCAGAAGACGAGGGGGAAGCAGAAACUGGCUGGAUCGAGGGGGCAGCCAUCCUGUUCUCAGUGAUCAUCGUGGUGUUAGUGACUGCCUUUAAUGAUUGGAGCAAAGAGAAGCAAUUCCGGGGGCUGCAGAGCCGCAUUGAACAGGAGCAGAAAUUCUCCAUCAUCCGAAAUGGUCAGCUCAUCCAGCUCCCGGUGGCUGAGAUUGUGGUGGGUGACAUCGCCCAAAUCAAAUACGGUGACCUGCUGCCUGCAGAUGGGGUCCUGAUCCAGGGGAAUGAUCUGAAGAUUGACGAGAGCUCUCUGACAGGGGAAUCAGACCAUGUCAAGAAGUCCCUGGAGAAAGACCCCAUGUUGCUCUCAGGGACCCAUGUCAUGGAAGGUUCUGGCCGGAUGGUAGUGACUGCUGUGGGUAUCAACUCCCAGACCGGAAUCAUUUUUACCCUCUUGGGGGCCAGUGAGGAUGAGGAGGAGGAGAAAAAGAAGAAAGGUAAAAAACAAGGAGUCCCUGAAAAUCGCAACAAAGCUAAGACCCAGGAUGGAGUGGCCCUGGAAAUCCAGCCACUCAACAGCCAGGAGGGGAUCGACAAUGAGGAAAAGGAGAAGAAGGCAGUCAAGUUGCCCAAAAAGGAGAAGUCGGUGCUGCAGGGCAAGCUGACGCGCUUGGCUGUUCAGAUUGGGAAAGCCGGUCUCAUCAUGUCUGCUAUCACAGUUCUCAUCCUGAUUCUGUACUUUGUGAUUGACAACUUCGCGAUACAAGGCAGAACGUGGCUACCCGAGUGUACUCCCAUCUAUAUCCAGUACUUUGUCAAGUUCUUCAUCAUUGGCGUCACUGUACUGGUGGUGGCUGUGCCAGAGGGGCUGCCACUGGCUGUCACCAUCUCACUGGCCUACUCUGUGAAGAAAAUGAUGAAAGACAAUAACCUGGUGCGGCACUUGGAUGCCUGUGAGACAAUGGGCAAUGCCACGGCCAUCUGCUCUGAUAAGACAGGCACAUUGACCAUGAACCGCAUGACUGUAGUACAAGUGUUUAUGGGGGGCACCCGUUACCAUCAGGUCCCAAGUCCUGAUGUCUUCCCACCUAAGGUCCUGGACCUUAUUGUCAAUGGCAUUUCUAUCAACAGUGCUUAUACCUCCAAGGUUCUGCCUCCGGAGAAGGAGGGGGGCCUGCCGCGGCAGGUGGGCAACAAGACCGAGUGUGCUCUGCUGGGCUUUGUCACAGAACUGAAGCAGGAUUACCAGGCAGUGCGCAAUGAGGUCCCCGAGGAGAAGCUCUACAAGGUGUACACCUUCAACUCAGUGCGCAAGUCCAUGAGCACGGUCAUCAGGAAGCCCAGCGGAGGCUUCCGCAUGUACAGCAAGGGCGCCUCCGAGAUCAUCUUGCGCAAGUGUAAUCGAAUCCUGGACAGCAAAGGGGAUGUCAUGCCAUUCAAGAAUAAAGACCGAGAUGAUAUGGUACGCACUGUCAUUGAGCCCAUGGCCUGUGAGGGACUUCGGACUAUCUGCAUAGCUUACCGGGACUUUGAUGACACAGAGCCCUCGUGGGACAAUGAGAGUGAAAUCCUCACUGAACUGACCUGUAUUGCAGUGGUGGGCAUUGAGGACCCUGUGCGCCCAGAGGUACCAGAAGCUAUUGCCAAAUGCAAACGAGCUGGCAUUACUGUCAGAAUGGUGACAGGUGACAACGUCAACACAGCCCGGGCCAUUGCCACCAAAUGUGGCAUUCUGACACCUGGAGAUGACUUCCUGUGCUUAGAAGGCAAAGAAUUCAACCGACUCAUCCGCAACGAGAAGGGCGAGGUAGAGCAAGAAAAGCUGGACAAGAUCUGGCCUAAGCUUCGGGUCCUGGCGCGAUCUUCCCCCACUGACAAGCACACACUGGUGAAAGGCAUCAUUGACAGCACUAUUGGGGAACAGCGACAGGUGGUGGCUGUCACUGGUGAUGGCACAAAUGAUGGGCCUGCUCUGAAGAAAGCAGAUGUUGGCUUUGCCAUGGGUAUUGCAGGCACGGACGUAGCAAAGGAGGCGUCAGACAUCAUUCUAACAGACGACAACUUCACCAGCAUCGUGAAGGCAGUGAUGUGGGGACGGAACGUCUAUGACAGCAUCUCCAAGUUCCUGCAGUUCCAACUCACUGUCAAUGUGGUGGCUGUGAUCGUGGCCUUCACUGGAGCCUGCAUCACUCAGGAUUCCCCAUUGAAGGCUGUGCAGAUGUUGUGGGUUAAUCUAAUCAUGGACACUUUUGCUUCAUUGGCCCUGGCCACAGAGCCCCCUACGAAUUCUCUGUUGAAGCGUCGCCCCUAUGGCAGAAAUAAGCCCCUGAUCUCACGUACUAUGAUGAAGAACAUCUUGGGCCACUCGGUCUAUCAGCUCACUGUCAUCUUUUUCCUUGUCUUUGCCGGUGAGAAAUUCUUCGACAUUGAUAGUGGGAGGAAGGUACCUCUACAUUCACCACCCAGCCAGCACUAUACCAUUGUUUUCAACACCUUCGUGCUGAUGCAGCUCUUCAAUGAAAUUAACUCCCGAAAGAUCCAUGGAGAGAGGAAUGUCUUUGCAGGCAUCUACCAGAACCUCAUCUUCUGCUCUGUAGUCUUGGGCACAUUUGUCGGCCAGGUUCUCAUUGUGGAAUUUGGGGGAACACCCUUCAGCUGUACAAAGCUCAGCCUGUCCCAGUGGCUGUGGUGUCUCUUCAUUGGCAUUGGAGAACUUCUGUGGGGCCAGGUAAUCUCUGCAAUACCCACCCAAUCCCUGAAGUUCCUGAAGGAGGCUGGGCAUGGCACCACCAAAGAGGAGAUCACCAAGGAUGCUGAGGGCCUGGAUGAGAUUGACCAUGCAGAAAUGGAGCUGCGCCGAGGCCAGAUCCUCUGGUUCCGGGGCCUGAACCGUAUCCAGACUCAGAUCGACGUAAUUAACACAUUCCAGACGGGAGCCUCUUUUAAGGGAGUCCUAAGGCGACAGAACAUGGGUCACCACCAUGAUGUAAAACUUGUUCCUAGCUCAUCCUAUAUCAAAGUGGUCAAAGCAUUCCAUAGUUCCCUCCACGAAAGUAUUCAGAAACCCGGGAACCAAAACUCCAUCCACAACUUCAUGACCCACCCUGAGUUCUUCAUAGAUGAGGAGUUGCCACCACGAACACCACUCCUGGAUGAGCAAGAGGAAGGAAACCUUGACAAGGUUUUUAAGUCUGGGGGUAAGGUGCUCCCGUCAGAUGAUGAGGUCACUCCAUAUGCCAACAAAAACAACAAUGCAGUGGAGCACAGCCAGGUGCAAAUCGUGGCCUCCCACUCGGACAGCCCUCUGCACAGCCUGGAGACGUCGGUUUGAACUUUCAUUCUCGGACUCCCGUAUCUGCUUUCCCUGUUUUCUUUUUUAUCUAUUCCAUCUGUGAGGUGAUGAUGGGACUUUUCACUUUCAUGUCAGCUGCUCCCAAGUGUGCGCGAACCCCCACCUGACCAUGAAGAGGCAAGAGCACAGACCUACAAGGAUUUCGACUUAAACUUGACUUGGGGUUUGUAGCAGCACCAGUGAAACCCCAGGCAGGUCAUGGUAGACUCUACUCCUUGGGUAUAUCCAUUGUCAUUUUUAAAGGAAUGUCGACUAUCCUCUUGGCAUCACCCUAACCCUAAUUCUCCCCCAGUGUUUGUACAUAUGUCACCAUCUCCUGACCUCUGGAUUUUAUCCUGUGAGUCUGUGCCAUUUAUAUGUUAAGUUGAGGAUUCAGAGAGAGAGACAAAUAUCCCCAAAUGAAAUAUGUUGAGGUAGGGAUGGAAUGUAUAAAAUCAGCUGUUGAGUGAUUGUUUUUAAAAUAAUUUUUCCCAUUUUGAAAACUUAUACCUAAAGACCUCUAGCUCUUUCUGCCCUUUUGGUCAAAUCUCCCCAAAGUUCUUUUGGUCUUUAGUGACCCUUGUCUUCCUUUCCUUCACCCCUUUUUUUUUUUUUUUUUUUUUUUUUAAGUUGUGAUGAUUAAGAAAAUGGAAAGGACAUGUGUGAAUUGAGUAAACUGGCCAUUCUCCCUUUUGGCCCCAGUAGCACCUGGAUUAGUUCUACCAGCAGACAGGUUUCUUUGCUAAAAGUGUCCUUUUGAAGCAAUUAAGAGCUGGUAAAAAUGUUUCCUUGUUGUUGUCAGGUUACCUUCUACUUCUAAACUGCCAUCUUGUCAGGUAUGUGUGGUUUUUAAGUCCAGGGAGAUCAGCUUUGACCAUGAAGCUUGCGUUUGUGUGGGAUACAUUUUUACCAUAGGCCUGAGCUUUCUCCUAUUCCUAAAAUGUGUCAAAAGAGUGAAUUGGGUAUGACCCUGCCUCCUAGCUGGCCUUGGCUGUUAAGGACCAGAAGCUGGCAGGUCUAGGACAAGACUGACAAUCAAAGCAGACUCUUGUGGGGUCCCCCUCGGGGGGACCACUGCUUUCAAAGCCAUCCGCUGAGGCUCUUCCUGGGCAGCACCCGAUUGUUGGGAGGGGGUGAGUGUUGAGAAGUCUUGAGAGAGGCCUAAGAGCCAUUCUAGCAGGAUCUGAGAAAAUCUUCCUGCAAGGACCAGAAAUCUUGACUUUUAAGUGUUCCUUACUGGGACAGGGUGGAGCCAUGUUGCAGGAACUCCAUUCUUAUCCCUUCUGAUGUUGACUUAAGCUCUUGUGUGCAGGGGCUAAUUCAUGUCCCUGAUCCCCACCUUCCAUUACAUAAAUGAAGCCCACCCCCCUUUUUCUAGAGUAACAAGAGUAAGGAAAGGGGGUGGAGGCUCUUAUGAGCUGCCAAAUUGCCAUGUGUGAGAGGAAGGUGACCUGAACCUCUCCACUCCAGCCUUUUCUUCUCAAUCCCUCCACCCUCAGCCCUUUCACCCGAGCUGUCCAAGGUAGGAAGAGCAAAGACACAAACCCCUCCAUGUGGCAUGGCUGCAUAAUCCAUCAUUGUAGGACACAGCUAAACAAAUUUGAUUUUGGCUUUGCAAAAGGUACAUGCUUCGGAAUCUUUUUUCUGUCUUCAAUACUCACGGGGGGAAGAACAGCUCACCCAUACAUAUUUAUUAAGUACAUUGGAAGAUUUAAUUCUGUCAGAUCUUUUAUUACCUCAAGAUCAUUUUAAAAGCAAGCCAAUAACAAGCUCUGGAGGCUGUUUUGCCGUUCCUGUUCCCAGAAGACUAUCACGGUGCCUGGCACGUUACUCUUGAGGGAUUGUGUCUACUUUUUUAAAAGUCAACAGUUUUUUUGUGUUCCGUAGUAGGAGAGAAAAUAUAGACAUAUUAUGCAAAAACAUAUAGUUUUCUUGAGAUCAGAAACUAAUUUUGAGUCAGCCAUAUGUAUUUCGUUUAAAGGAUUUAACAUAAAGUGCCGUCUCGUAACCCUGUGGAAGGGAGAACAUGACCAGCUGUUUGACAUGACCAGUGACCUAGUAUGUUUGUAACUGGUUUUAAAACCAAUACACCAUACUUCCUUUCUCCAAACAGCCAUCUUUAUACUUAGGGGGGAAAAACUGUUGGGUUCUAGACUUUUUUAAUAUAAAUUUUGUUGAUAUGGAAUUGAAUAAGUUUAAGUGUUUAUGUGCAUGUGUUUUUUAUAUAACAUUUUUUCUAUUCAGUUUCAGUGAUCCAACCGGCAGUGAGUAAAUAUGGCAUAAGUUAAUAAUGCUUUUCCCCAAAAUGGUGCUUUUGAUUUGAAAAGUGUCUGAUGGGGAGAAGGAGAAAAUAUCAUCCUGGAUUCUUCUCUUGAUAAACCUAGAAAAACGGGUAGUAAACCACAGAUAGUAAGUAAAACAUCCAGCAAGAAGGGACACAGCUGUCAGGAAAUGAAUGUGUCCCUCCCCCUCCCCCUCCCCUGCCCCUCCCCUCCCCCUCCCCUGCCCCUCCCCUCCCCCAUGGAAAUAGAUUGCCAGGCUCUUCUGUAACUAAUGAUUAGAAUCAGAGGCCUUCAGUGCAUUUGUGUUUCGUGGAUAAAAGCUGGCAGAGUAUCAAAAAUGUUAAUAUCUCCUAGUCUGUAAGGAUUCUCUGAUUUGAGAUUUGCAUUUUCAAGGUUCUUUCACUUCCUGUUCUGCUUAGAGUUCUCCACUAGUGAGUUUUUGUGCGAGAAUCUGAUUUGUGACUCCUUCUUUCCCCUAGAAAGAUUUUGUGCAGUAUAUUAGUUGGGGAACAGAGCUCUAAACGGAAAAAACAAUGGCUGUUUCUAGCCCUGCGUGACAGUCUUGGGGAGAGAUCCUUCUCAUAGGUGUCUUCCAUCCUCUGAAGUGACUCUCCCAUCUCUAAAGGUGUUAACAGAGAGAUCAGCUAGAAAUCCCUCUGGACGCUUGUAGAUUCAUUAGGGUUUGGGUUUCUUCUUCCCUUUGAGCUUCAGAAGGGAGAGUUUACACAGUUAAAUCUGAGUGAUUACCCCAUUGCUGAAAACCCAGAGGGGUGUGGCAAACUCACAUGUGCCAUGUGCCGAACAGAAAAUCUCCAAAUGCAUUCCUUCCUUUCUUUCCUGCUUCCCUUGCCUUCGACUGAAGCAGCCCAUGCUACCAUCACAAUGUGCACAUGGCCUUGCCUUUCGUAUUGAGGGCCCCCCCCACUGCAUUGGUAGGGUGGCCACUUAUAAAUGCCUGCUAUUCUCAAGCCAUUCCAGCCUCUUCCUCAGAAUAGAUCAGACACCCUUCCAUUUAGUGCCAGUCCUUUUGUCUUCCCAACCCUGCUGUUAGGACUGCUGUCCCCCUUCCUCUUGAUUAGGAGAGAUGGAGGCAGAUGAGCUCCCUGUAACUGAAUUGGCCCCUGGUUUAUGUUUUCUCCCCAUAUGUAUAUAUGCCAUAUGUGAAUAUGCCAUAUAUAUGUGCCAACAAAUCUAUCUACAUUGUUCUUUUCAGAUCAGCACACACAUAGGAAUUUUAAGUUUCUUCUUUUUUUCAGUAACUAGUAUAACAAGCACUGGUAUUUUUGUACAAAAAGGAAAAACAAAAGAUUGACUAUUGUGGUCUGCAUGACAUAAACAAACAAAUGGUGAUAUCAAAGCAGUUACCCCAGUGUGUGUUGCCGUAAUUUACAAUUCAGCUUAACAGUGCACCCAAUCUGUAUUUGCAUUUUGAUAUUAUUUAAGCUCUGUGUACAAUGUUUUGCAUGUAUUUAUAUGGUUCUUAGAAAAAAAAUGCUAUAAACUGGCAAAUUUGAAAUGUAAAUGUAUUAUUCCACUGAGAUGGAAAGAAUAGGAGCUUUAAAAGGGAUAAUUUUUUGGAACCAAUAAAGCUUUUUGCUGAUGAGCAGAAACCAAUACUGCCGUGCACUGAGAAUAAAAGCCCAUGCCCACUUGUAA